This is a messenger RNA of Naegleria lovaniensis, 1926 nucleotides long. RefSeq lists its product as uncharacterized. Lineage: Eukaryota; Heterolobosea; Eutetramitea; Acrasida; Naegleriidae. The transcript is spliced from 2 exons. Gene Ontology annotation, molecular function: voltage-gated potassium channel activity. Bases 1 to 1926 code for a protein of 641 amino acids. Gene Ontology annotation, biological process: potassium ion transmembrane transport. Gene Ontology annotation, cellular component: membrane. The record is from RefSeq and is a predicted model, not a curated record.
AUGUUCUUCAAACGCUUGCAUUCCAAAGCGAACAGUGCCAAACACCAACCACUCCAAGACGACGAAGAAGCCUCUUCCUCCCCCUCUUCAUCAUCGUUAUCCAAUCCAUCUCGCCAACAAGUUUCCAACAAUGAAAAUCAUUUAUACAAGGACCAAUCCGAAGAGUUUUCAGAUGAAUUGUUAACAGUAUCUUCUCCUUCAUCAUUAUCCAAUCGAAUGCAAUCCGCUCUCAAAGUACGUUCUUCUUCGGAAGAUGGUAGCAAUGGUAAUGGAACUACAAAAGAAAAACGAAAGGCAGUUUCGUUUCGAGAUUUGAAAACAUCUCAUAGAUCUGUCCAUGGUGAAGAAGAGGAAUCGUCAUCGAAUGGUAUGAACAGUUCUCGAACGGAAAUGAUGAAAAGUAUCGAUGACCAAGAACAGGUCAUUAUUGUUCAUGAUGACCAUACUCAUGAUGACUUUGACACUUCUCCAAAUACGGUAAAUUCACUUCAAAGUGAAUAUUACAUGACACACAGUGGAAAUCAACGUUCCGCUCGUGAUCGUCACUCCAUCGAUGAAAUUGCCAUGCAACCAAAAAUCAUCAUGUCUCGUCAAAGUAUUCGUUUUUUGAAAAGUGUCAUUCCCAAAAAACGAGAAGAACGAACUUGGAGACAUAAAUUAUAUCUCGUGAUGAAUCAACCUCAAUCGUCACGAUUAGCAACGAUUGUAACCAUAUUUGUGAGCAUUGUAGUGCUCAUGUCAGUCAUUGUAUUGAUUUUGGAAUCGUAUGCCACGUUGUAUCAAUAUGAAUUGAUGUGGUGGAUUGUUGAAGGAAUUUUAGCCUUCUUCUUCUCUAUUGAAUACAUUUUAAGAAUGAUUGGAACCAUUUACACAUGGCGAGAUUUUCGAGACUUCUUUUUACGAAUCAUGAACAUUGUGGACUUGUUGAGUUUCAUGCCCUUCUAUGUGGAAGUUGUGUUGUAUUAUAUUUUCAAAUUUACACUUGGAGAAAGUCAUUCCAUUACUCUCAUGGUCAUGAAUUUACAAAUUCUUGGCGUGUUCCGAGUAUUGAGAUUGUUAAAAUUAUUCACACUUUCGAAACAUUCCAUUAAGGUGAAAUUAUUAUUGACAGCCAUGAGAAAGUCUCUCGAUUUACUCUUUUCUGUCAUUUUCUUCAUUUUGAGUGCUGUAUUUAUAUCAGGAACAAUGAUUUAUUAUUGUGAACGAGGAGUGUAUGAUCACACACGGAAAGAAUUUGUUCACAUUUCUUCAGAUGGUAAAACGACAGAAAUUUCACCAUUUUCCAAUGUCUUGAUUGGAAUGUGGUAUUCCAUUGUGACCAUUACAACAACUGGAUAUGGAGAUUAUGUACCAAAGAGUACAUUGGGACAAUUCGUUGCAGGUUGUACCAUUGUGUCGGGUUUGUUAUUUGUGGCAUUGCCAUCUUUGAUUAUUGGUCGAACGUAUAGUGAAGUGUUGCAUCAAUAUGAAUUGCAAAAAGCUCAAAUUGAUUCUCAAAUGGAGUAUACGAUGGAGGAUGGGUCAAGUAUGAAUGAUCUCUCAUCUUCAUUAUUCGAUCAACAAGAGACUCAUGAAUUCGAUCAUGAGGAGACUUGGGCAAGUGUGAUUGGUUCUGGUAUUGAUGAAUAUGCCAAUGAUCAUAAGGGUACGCAGGGCGAUGCGAGAACAUCUCUCGAUAGUGUACGAUCCGUGUCGUCGUCAUCAGCAUCAACAACGUCGAGAGAGGCAGCAGUGAAACGUUCAACCUUGGUCGACUUGUCCUCUGCAGAAUUGACCAAUGAGGAGUAUUCGCAGUUGGAUCAAGCUUCCGUUUUCAAAUUGUUGGACGAGCAAGAUAAAUUGUUGCAAGAAACUGUGAGACGUAUUGAAAAAACAAGGCGUUUGAUUGCAUUGGCGAAACGAAAAGCUUCCAUUGUGGAUGACUGA